AUGACUAGCAAUUGUGUUUGGCUGGUACCAAUGAUCCUAUGGAGUACACUCAGUGAGCCUGACAGUCAGAUUCUGCCUUGGGGUUUUAGGUAUGCCUCUUAUGAGGUGACCAUCCCAAGGAAACUGACCCCCAGAUAUGGGCAACAAGAACCGCAAGAUAUCACCUACCUGCUCAAGGUUGAAGGGAAGAGCCACAUAGUGCAGCUCCGGCAAAAGAGGGGCUUUGUCCCUAAAAACUUCCCUGUUUUCACUUACAGUAAGGAGGGGGACCUCCAGGUGGACAAUCCUUUCAUCAGGGACGACUGUUUCUACCAUGGUUUUGUACAGGGCCAACCCUCCUCUCUGGUCACCCUCAGCUUGUGCUCAGGGGGACUCAGGGGUCUGCUGCUAUUAGAGAAUAAGACCUAUGAAAUUGAACCGGUGCAGGAAUAUGCUGUCUUUCAACAUGUGGUGUAUCAGCUAGAACAAAAGGAAGUUGCUAUUCACAUGAGGUGUGGGCUGACAGAAAAAGAGAAAAGCCGCCAAGAAGCCAUGAUCCAGCAGAGACCAUAUUUAUCAGCCAAAACUACUGGAGGAGACUGGUGGACACACUCCAGGUAUGUAGAGGUUGCAAUUGUAGUGGAACAAAAACUAUAUAUCCAGCUUGGCAGAAAUCAAACUUUGAUUGGUAUGCGUGUUCUAGAGAUAAUCCAUAUUGCAAAUACAUUCUAUGAAGCUCUUGGUGUUGUUUUGUCUAUAGCAGGCCUGGAGAUAUGGUCAGAACAGAACCUCAUAGCAAUUGCUGAUGAAAUGUCACCAUUACUUGACAAUUUCAAUACUUGGAGAAAAAACACUCUAAAUCAACAUUUACCAAAUGAUGCUGGUCACUUAUUUGUAUAUAAGUUUUAUGGACAGACAGCCGGAUUAGCAUUCACAGCAACAAUUUGUAACUCUCACUGGGCAUCUGGUGUUGAGUCAUUCGUGGGUUACAGUGUAUCCUUUUUUUCUGUCCUUUUUGCCCAUGAAUUAGGACAUAAUUUGGGCAUGAACCAUGAUGGAGAACACUGUAGCUGUAAACAAAAAUCCUGCAUCAUGGCUCCUUUUCCAGAAGAAGUUGCUCUGUUUAGCAAUUGCAGUUAUAAUGAUUAUUUCAAGCUAAGAAAUUCUGAGUGCUUGUUAACUCCACCAAACCCUGAUCAACUGUUUAAACUCAAAUUCUGUGGCAAUAAAAUAGUGGAAGACGGCGAGCAAUGUGACUGUGGUUCACCAGCUCAGUGUAACUCAGAUCCAUGUUGCCAGUCCAAUUGUAUGCUGCACUCAGGUGCCUCUUGUGCUUUUGGACAGUGCUGCGCUAAGUGUCAGUAUCUCCCAGCUGGAACUGUUUGCAGAGAAGUGACUAGCACCUGUGAUCUUCCUGAAUACUGCAAUGGGACUUCAGAGUGGUGUCCCGAAGAUGUUUAUGUAGAAGAUGGUGCCCCAUGUGACACUGGUGCACACUGUUAUCAUGGGAAUUGUCCUACUCACAGGGGUCAGUGCAAAAUGAUAUUUGGCAAGACAGCAACAGCUGCUCCAUACAAUUGCUUCCAAGUAAUGAAUGCUCGAGGUGAUCGCUUUGGCAACUGUGGCCUUAGACAUGGAACUUAUAAAAAAUGUAAGGCUGAGAAUAUCCUCUGUGGCCAAAUCCAGUGUGCUAAUGUGCAGAAAUUACAUUCUCUGGAAGAGCACAGAACCAUAAUCCAAACAUUACUUAGCAGUACCCAAUGUUGGGGUACAGACUACCAUAGUGGAAUGGAGAGCCCCAAUGCUGGAGCAGUGAGAGAUGGCACCCCUUGUGGCAAUGACAUGAUGUGUAUUAACAGGGAAUGCACAAGUGUGUCCUUCAAGUAUUAUUGCAAUGUCACAAAGUGCCAUAAUCGGGGGAUAUGCAACAACCACAAGAAUUGUCAUUGUGAUUAUGGCUGGGCCCCUCCUGAUUGUCUCAAGAAAGGCUAUGGUGGCAGCAUUGACAGUGGACCAGUUUCACAAGACACAAGCACUAUCUUUGUAGGAACUAUUGUAGGAACUGUUUUUGUCAUUUCUGCUGCUAUUGGCUUGACUUUGUUUUACAGGGCUAUACUGCUACAAGAGUUAAGAAGACUGAUUUCAAAUAUCUAUCCAACAAAAUCAAUGCAGGAAGCAAGCACAUGGUAG
Messenger RNA from Rhineura floridana, 2169 nucleotides. Its product is annotated as disintegrin and metalloproteinase domain-containing protein 20-like. The record is from RefSeq and is a predicted model, not a curated record. The transcript has a single exon. Gene Ontology annotation, molecular function: metalloendopeptidase activity. Lineage: Eukaryota; Metazoa; Chordata; Lepidosauria; Squamata; Rhineuridae. Gene Ontology annotation, biological process: male gonad development; proteolysis. The coding region runs from base 1 to 2169 and encodes 722 amino acids. Gene Ontology annotation, cellular component: external side of plasma membrane; sperm head plasma membrane; plasma membrane.